CAACUAUUUAGUUAAAGCCACUCACAGUAAUUCCACAAUUGACAAAAGUUAACAAAAGAAAAAAGACUCAUACCCACAAACAAUCAAGAACCCAACACUAGUAACUACUACUCCUCCAAAUCUCACAGACCCAAAUCACAAUUUCUAACAAUAACUCAAAUUUUCCAAGAAAAAAAGAUAUUUUGAUAAAUAGUGGAAAACAAAAUGAAAUCAGUGAAGGGUCAUCAAGAAGAGGAAGAAGAAGAGGAAGAUGAGAUUGGUAUGAAGAAAGAUGCCACACCUUCUAGUAGUAAUACAAAAGAAACAGAUGGGAAGAAUAAUGAUAAGGCUAGUGCAAUAAGGUCUAAGCAUUCAGUGACUGAGCAGCGUCGGAGGAGCAAGAUCAAUGAGAGAUUUCAGAUAUUGAGAGAUCUGAUACCCAAUCCCGAUCAAAAGCGAGACACUGCAUCAUUUUUGUUGGAGGUAAUUCAGUACGUACAGUAUUUACAGGAGAAGGUACAGAAGUAUGAAGGAUCAUAUCAGCCUUGGAGCUCAGAGCCUACAAAGCUUAUGCCAUGGAGAAAUAGUCAUUGGCGCAUGCAAAGUUUACCAGCACAACCACAUGUCUUGAAGAAUGGUACUGGCCCAGAAUCAACAUACCUGGGAAGCUUUGAUGAGAAUCCCGCAACUGUUACUUCUACAAUGCAACUGAAUCAGCAGAAUCCAAUGGAUCAACAGCAGGAACUAGGUAACAAGUCAAUCACAACACCCGUUCCUAUUCAGGCCGGUGUGCCAACGCCUGUGCCAAAUAAUGGUGCCUUCUCUGAGACUCAACCUAGACCAGUGUCUGAUCAAUAUCCCAACACAAUUGAUGCUCUGAAUCAUCCGGAGGAUCUGGCAAUAGAUGGAGGCAGAAUCAACAUUUCAAGUCCAUACUCGCAGGGGUUACUAAAUUCGUUGACACAAGCGCUGCAGAGUGCCGGUCUUGAUCUUUCAGAGGCUACUAUCUCAGUGCAGAUUAAUUUUGGGAAGCGGGCAAACCAAGGAAUAACCUCAGGGACAUCCGUCGUGAAGGAUAAUGAGAAUCCUCCACCCGCUGGUCAUCAACAUAUGGAUCAUUUCCGGGAAGCAAGCAAUGAUGAUGAAUUGGAGCAAGCUCAAAAGAGGAUGAAGAUAUAGAUAUACCAAUAGCAUGGCAUACCGAUCCAAUUAACUUAGUUUUGUGUUACCUUAUGCUUCAAUAGAACGUUUAUAUGUAUAUCCCAUUCGUUUCUAUCAUCCCCGAGUCAUGUUCAUAGAAAUGCAUCUUUUUUAUUA
Molecule: messenger RNA, 1296 nt
Organism: Lycium barbarum (goji berry)
Lineage: Eukaryota; Viridiplantae; Streptophyta; Magnoliopsida; Solanales; Solanaceae
Product: transcription factor BIM2-like
Exons: 8
Coding region: 205-1158 (317 amino acids)
Biological process (GO): DNA-templated transcription
Molecular function (GO): DNA-binding transcription factor activity; protein dimerization activity
Source: RefSeq, a predicted model, not a curated record